UCAAAUCACAAAAACCGCUCUGUCGUUUUACCAAAACCUCACUUUUCCCACCGUCGUUUUGACCGAAAACGAUGAUCGAAUGCAGCGUUUGUCACUCAAAGAUCGAACUACACACAGACGGAGUGUCCAAAGCCUACGACAAACGCCGAACCGAAAGCUUCUCCAAAACGCGCUUCCUCCACGUCGCUUUGGUCGUUGGCGACUGCGUUUUGGUCGGUUUACAGCCUGUGUUGGUUUAUGUGAGUAAAGUUGAUGGAGGCUUCAAAUACAGUCCGAUUAGUGUCAAUUUUUUGACUGAAAUAGUGAAGGUUCUCUUUGCUGUUGUUAUGCUCUUGCUUGAGGCUCAACAUAAGAAAGUUGGAGAGAAAUCUCUUCUCUCAUUUUCCACCUUUGUACAGGCAGCUCAAGAUAAUGUGCUUCUUGCUGUUCCUGCUUUCCUAUAUGCUAUCAAUAAUUAUUUAAAGUUCAUUAUGCAGCUUUAUUUCAAUCCUGCGACUGUGAAGAUGCUGAGCAACCUGAAGGUUUUUGUGAUUGCUCUCCUGUUAAAGAUAAUAAUGAAACGGCAGUUUUCUAUCAUUCAGUGGGAAGCUCUUGCUCUUUUGCUUAUUGGAGUCAGUGUGAAUCAGUUGCGGUCCUUACCAGAGGGUACCACUGCUCUGGGUAUUCCACUUGCAACAGGGGCAUACCUAUGUACUCUGAUAUUUGUCACGAUUCCAUCUCUUGGAUCAGUUUAUAAUGAGUAUGCUUUGAAGAGUCAAUUUGAGACGAGCAUUUACCUUCAGAACUUGUUUCUGUAUGGAUAUGGUGCGAUAUUCAACUUCCUAGGAAUUGUUGUUACUGUUGUUUUUGAAGGUACCAGUGGCUUGGACAUCCUGCAAGGACAUUCAAAGGCUACCAUGCUUUUGAUAUGCAACAAUGCAGCCCAAGGGAUUUUGUCAUCAUUCUUCUUCAAAUAUGCAGAUACAAUUUUGAAAAAAUACUCGUCAGCUGUUGCCACAAUAUUUACAGGAUUAGCAUCUGCUGCAAUGUUUGGUCAUAGCCUGACUAUUAAUUUUGUUCUUGGAAUCUCCAUUGUUUUUAUAUCUAUGCAUCAGUUCUUUUCACCUCUUUUGAAGGUUAAAGAUGAACCACAAAGAGGCGGUCUGGAAAUGAUAGACAGUCAGAUAAAUCAGAGGUCAAAGGAUACAUCCUUCAUAAAUAUGGCAGCUGGGGCAAAUGAAGAAGCUAGCCAUCAUGUUGGAAACGAGGAGAGAACACCACUUCUUCCCAUUUAAACAUGUCAAGAAUUUUGGAUUGCUAUUGGAGUAUAUGUAUAUUACCAAGGCGAGAUUUUCAAGAAGAUAAGAGUAGAUUAUACACAAUUUUUAGCAACUCAAUACAAGUAAGCAAUGCUCUAAAAGAUAUUAUUUUCCGGGUUUCGUUCAUCAUCGAUAUCAUGGAACCACGUUUGAAGUAUUCAAGAUUCACACAGUUAGACUUAGGCCAUACUUGAGUUACUGAAAAAAAAUAGGUUAUCCGCGGGAAUAUGUUGCAAUACAAGAGCUAUUUCUCUUUCUUUGAAAAAAAAAAAAGAACUGAAUCCAGUCGGUAACGUUAUCAUAUCAGUAUGAUAGUGUUGCCCACACGAGUUUAGUUUUCUACUGAAAUUAUGGAUUUUCUAGCCUUGUAAAUGUUUCAGCUUACAUAGUAUCAAUAAAACACAAAAAUCAUGCAUUUUUCUCC
Messenger RNA from Pistacia vera, 1722 nucleotides. Its product is annotated as CMP-sialic acid transporter 2-like. The record is from RefSeq and is a predicted model, not a curated record. NCBI's taxonomy places the organism in Eukaryota, Viridiplantae, Streptophyta, Magnoliopsida, Sapindales, Anacardiaceae. The coding region runs from base 72 to 1274 and encodes 400 amino acids. The transcript has 15 exons. Gene Ontology annotation, cellular component: Golgi membrane. Gene Ontology annotation, biological process: pyrimidine nucleotide-sugar transmembrane transport. Gene Ontology annotation, molecular function: pyrimidine nucleotide-sugar transmembrane transporter activity.